Molecule: messenger RNA, 621 nt
Organism: Zingiber officinale
Lineage: Eukaryota; Viridiplantae; Streptophyta; Magnoliopsida; Zingiberales; Zingiberaceae
Product: chaperone protein dnaJ 20, chloroplastic-like
Exons: 2
Coding region: 1-621 (206 amino acids)
Cellular component (GO): chloroplast
Source: RefSeq, a predicted model, not a curated record
AUGGCACAUCAGAACUCAUCGAAACUCCAUAAAUCUGCAUUCCAUUUCCAUCUCUGUAAUAUUUCCUCCAUUGCUGUCUCCGCUGCUUCUCCGGCGUGCAAAAAACCCACCUUCUUCCCUGUUCCCUGCAGCACCAGAAGAGCUCCUCGAUUCAGGGUCAGUGCCUCCGCCGCCACGGUGGGCUCUUCGGAUCCGGUCACCUUGUACGACCUGCUCUCGGUGUCACACACCGCUGGGGCGCAAGAGAUCCGCGCGGCGUACCGGCGGCUGGCCCUGCGGUGGCACCCCGACGCGUGCCGAUCCGCCGGAGAGGAGCGCCGCUAUGCGGAGCGCUUCAUGGAGGCGGGGGAGGCCUUCGAGGUUCUGUCCGACCCCUCCCGUCGCCGCGACUACGACCUCGCCCUCUCCGGCGACUGCUGGGCCGCGGCCUUCGCGGCCGCCCCGGCCUUCCGCGAGGGCCGAGCUCGGCGGCGCGAGGGCGGAGCCACGGCGUUCGGAAACUGGGACGCGCAGCUGGACGGGCUCCGGCGACGGUCGGCCGCGGCGGAGGCCGGCGGAGAGGAGACGUGGGGCGGACGAGUGAGGAGGGCGGCCGGCGGCGCAGCAAAGGCGGCGGUUUAG